AUGGCUCAUCGAAACAACGGUCUAUGUCGCAAUUUCGCAUCCACGGGCAACUGUCGAUUCGGCGACAGGUCGACGUCCGCAGAGGCCCCAGAAGCCGAGGAGCAAGAAGAUGGACCUGAUCUGUUCUCCGUCGAGGGAUUGGCUACAGGCAACGGGUCGACCCGCGAUGAGCGGUACACGUUAACUCCGAGCGACGCCCAUAAUCAUCUCAAGGCUUUCUUGUGGGAUAAUUUCCGGUUCGAGACUGCCGCAAGGGUCCAAGGGUUUGUGCUCAUUCUCGCGAGUGUCAACGACCGUAACAAAGCUUGGAACUCUGAGAAUGCACAAGCAUUCUUGGAUGCCAUAGUGAGGGGGAAUGCACUGUUACGUAUCGGCGACGUAUUGCGUUUUGAGCCCGUCGACACCGCAAUCGGACAUGGUCGAGGUGUCCUUUCAUUUCAGAAUGGCUACUUUCCGAUUCUUGAAUAUCUUUCAUCCAAUCUAGUACUGAAGACUACUAUGCACAAGAAUAUCAAUCAUCUGUACAGCACAUUGAAGAACAAUUACGAUGUCUUCCGCACAGUUCUACACGCAUCUAUCGGGAAGAUGGUCCAAGCGAAGUCAUGGAAGGAUCCAACAGUGGGUUUACCGCCGAAUCUGCAAAACAGCCUAGAUGGUGUCAUGGUCUUCCACACUGUGUCGACUGUCCUGUAUCAACUCUUCAGCAGAUUCAAGGACGCGGUUCGUGACCAUCCGGACAUAGUCCAGCUGGUCAUGGACCUGGCCACUUGGUUCCAAAGCUGGGCAGAAGAUGUAUCGGCGAACCCACCCCGCUUCAUGGACCCAUUGUCUUCUUCUCCACUGAACGUCCGGAAACUCACCAUCUCUCGGCUUGACGAAGAGAUCACACGCUUGAAGACGAUCGUGCAGCGUGAGUCUGAGACAGCGGAGAGACUCAGGCGACCUGCGACGAGAGCGGUCUUGAGCCCGGCGCAAAGGCGAGAGGCCUUGUACUCGCAACUGGCUCAGACCUAUGAUCCGCCUGGUUCUCUUCGCCCUGGAGGAGCCAGGCAUGACAACGACAAGGACAGCAUCGCUGGUAUUCGCAUUGCUCCCACACAUGGCGAGCUGUUAUGUCCGAUUGCUGCGUAUCUCCCUGUCUUUUUGCCCAACGCACCACAUCACCUCCCGGCAAGUUCAAUGGAGAGACAUUUGGACAUACAGUUCCGCUUGCUUAGGGAGGAAUUGAUGCAAAGGCAGCAGCUCCCUACAAAACUAGAAGAGAUUCUCAGAACGAACGGUGGCGCUUAUCGGACAACUGGAUACGAUUCGGUCUUCUUCCAGGUCUACACAGGCGUCGAAUUUUCACCCGUUAAGGCCGAGCGUCGAAACCUUACGGUCGGCCUCAACCUCGACACGCCUAAUCAUCGAAGUGCAAAGGACAAGGACUGGAAGAAGCGCGUCGAGUACUGGGAGCAUAGCAAACGCCUUCAGAGCGGCACCCUCGUCGCCCUCCUCAUCAUUUCUCAUGGCAGCUGUAGGAUCUUUCUCGGCGUUGUCAGCUCCUUCUCUGGCGACAUCGCCGAGUCCGCGAAAGCAAGUACGGAGCGGAUCCAAAUCCGCAUUUCAUUCUUCGAUGCUGAGGUCGAGCUCAUGGCCCUGCGGAAGGAGGCGUUAGCGACUCAAACCAUCGAACCGACCGAGAUCCCGUUCGCGCGCUACAUCGCUCACAGUGGUUCCUUGAACACUGUGCCCUUAAAUCCGCCACGCUACGCCAUGCGGCCUGGUUUCACCUACAAGCUCGAUUGUCUUGCAAAACCCGGCCACGGUAGCCGCAUACAAGCCCUGGAUAUCUUACGGCCUGGUACCAAUGACAUCGCCCGCAGACAGCUUCGUGAACACAGCAUUCUCGACCCUAGUCAAAUCGAUGCUGUCAUCAACACUUUCAACCGUGAAGUAUCUUUGAUUCAAGGACCGCCGGGGACAGGAAAGAGCUUCACGGCAAAGGAAAUCCUACGAGUUUUGUUCGCCAGUAAGAUCAGACCGAUUGUCCUCAUUGCAUUCACCAAUCACGCCCUCGACCAUAUGCUAACCUCGGUUCUCGAUGCCAAGAUCACCACCAAACUUGUUCGUCUCGGCUCUCGCUCCUCUGACGAGCGCAUUGCAGAGUACACGCUGGACAAGCUAGAGAAACAACUUGAGGAACAGAUGCAGACAGUGAUGGAGUCUAUCCAACUUCCUACUCUAACCUGGGCGAAGAUAGAGGAGUAUUUGAUGAUACACCAUCCAGAGCAUGCUGAGCGCUUAGAAAGCCCUCCCUACUGGGUUGCUGCUCUUACGGAGCGACUAUGGACAGAGGAGGACGUCAACGGCGAAUGGGUCACCCAGAAAGCGAAGGGGAAGAAGAUCGACGAUCAUCUGUCACGCACACUCUAUGGGUUGUGGAGGAACGGUACCGAUAUCGACUUCAUCAAGCCGUUCCCUGUACCAGUAGUACAGCAGGCCAGUGCCAGUGUAUGGAAUAUGUCACAGGACGAGCGGACACUGUUGGCGACGGAAUGGGAAAAAGGAUCCGCGAAUUGGCGUAUAAUUCUCAUUUGGACGUAUAAUGACCUACGCGACAGGUAUAAGGAAGCAUGUCAAGAAUACAACGACAUGAAGGACGAGAACAUAUCACCAAGGGUCCUCAUGGUCGAAGAGGCCGGACAAGUCCUUGAGGCGCAUGUCCUCACCUCGCUUGUCUCAUCAGUACACCAUUUGAUAUGCAUCGGGGACCCCCAGCAACUGCGACCGAAUCUUGCGACAUAUGCCUUAUCCAUGGAUAGCGAACGCGGCAAGGAGCUCUUCAAGUUCGACAGGUCAAUGAUGGAGAGGCUCGCCGAUGGAGGCCUUCCGAUGUCACAAAUCAAUGUGCAGCGCAGAAUGCGUCCGGAGAUAUCUCAUUUCAUCCGUCGUCCAGAACUAUCCUCACGUCUCGGGCAUGCAGAAGACGUCUUGUUCUUCACCCAUACGAACAAGGAGAACGGAUCGGAUGACUCCGAGUCGGUCUCCAAGUGCAACGACUUUGAGGUCGAGAUGAUCCGAGAUCUCGUCUUGUAUCUCUUGCGGCAAGGUGUCUACAACGGCGCUGGAGAUAUCGCUGUCCUCUGUGCAUACCUGGGACAGCUGACAAAAGUCCGCGCCGCUCUGCGAGACCUCAAGAUCGCUGUCUCAGUAGAUGAGAGAGAUCAGGAACAGCUCGCUCGACAGGGAUUAGAAGAAGAGGCGGAGUACGAGGAGGUGCUCGUUGCGAAGCAUGUUCGACUGGGAACAGUCGACAUCUUCCAGGGUCAAGAGGCCAAGGUCGUGAUCGUCUCGCUUGUGCGAAACUCCGGUACAUAUGAGACGGGAUCUGCAUCCAUUGGAUUCUUGAAGGUAUGUAACUUCGUCUUGGAGGCUUUAGUGCUCGGUCUGAAGGUGCCUCAUUUGACGUGCCACUAG
This is a messenger RNA of Fomitopsis serialis, 3459 nucleotides long. RefSeq lists its product as uncharacterized. NCBI's taxonomy places the organism in Eukaryota, Fungi, Basidiomycota, Agaricomycetes, Polyporales, Fomitopsidaceae. Bases 1 to 3459 code for a protein of 1152 amino acids. The record is from RefSeq and is a predicted model, not a curated record. Gene Ontology annotation, biological process: regulatory ncRNA-mediated heterochromatin formation. The transcript is spliced from 21 exons. Gene Ontology annotation, cellular component: nuclear RNA-directed RNA polymerase complex.